Messenger RNA from Racocetra persica, 415 nucleotides. The record is from the annotation of a GenBank genome assembly. Lineage: Eukaryota; Fungi; Glomeromycota; Glomeromycetes; Diversisporales; Gigasporaceae.
GACAAAGGUCUUCCUCAACCACCUAGCGUUUCGCGGGUUAGAGCAUUAUAUGACUUUCGUCCGACCGAGAGUAAUGAACUCGGAUUCUCCUGUGGAGAUAUUAUUAAUGUUAUAGAUAAUGUCUAUAAGGAUUGGUGGAAGGGAGAGCUACGUGGCCAAACUGGUAUUUUCCCAGUGAAUUAUGUGGAAAAAAUAACUGAGCCAUCACCAGUAGAUAUUGCGAAAGAACUCGAAAUGGAAGUAAAUGUUUUUUCACAGGGUAAAAACAUUGAACGUCUUCUAGAGCUGCUCGAAGGGUUUGAUGCACAAAAGGAUAGUGUUACGACAAAUGAAGAUAUUCAGAAUUUGUAUAAUGAAACAGUACCAAUCAGACCUAAAUUGGCAAUACUGGUUGAGAAAUAUACCAAAAAGAAAG